GUUUAUUUGUGUUUGAUAAGAAAGUGAGAGAAACAUAGAAAUAAAAACACACUCUCACAACACACAUACAUACACACAAGUGUAAAGAUAUAUAGAUAUAGAAAAUUAGAAAUAGAGAGAGAGGGUGAGAGAUAAGAAAAAAAGCUCUCAACUUUUUUGAUGGGCUAUUGAAGAAACUUAUUUUGUGAAGUGGGUUUUUCCUAAUUGUGUGUUUCAACAAGUCUUUUUAUGUGUUAACUUAAGUGAAGUUAGUGUGUGUUUCUGUGUAUUCAUUUGAAUAAAAAUGGAUACAAAGGGAAGACUUGUUGCUGGUUCACAUAAUAGAAAUGAAUUUGUUCUUAUCAAUGCUGAUGAAGUUGGCAGAGUGACUUCCGUGAAAGAAUUAAGUGGGCAGAUUUGUCAGAUUUGUGGAGAUGAGAUUGAGAUAACAGUUGAUGGUGAGCCAUUUGUUGCUUGCAAUGAAUGUGCUUUCCCUAUUUGUAGACCUUGUUAUGAAUAUGAAAGAAGAGAGGGUAAUCAAUCUUGCCCUCAAUGCAAAACUCGAUACAAACGCAUUAAAGGGAGUCCAAGAGUUGAUGGUGAUGAAGAUGAGGAGGGAUUCGAUGAUUUGGACAAUGAGUUUGAUCUUGCAAACUAUUCGAGGAGAGAUCACCAUGGUGGCUCUGAGGCUGGUCUUAUGAUCGGUCGUGGUCCAUCUAAUGCUUCGGGAUUUGCUACCCCUUCGGAGGUGGAUGGUGCCACUCUUAAUCCUGAUAUCCCCCUUCUUACUUAUGGCCAAGAGGAUGAUGGGAUCUCAGCUGACAAGCAUGCUUUGAUCAUUCCCCCAUUUAUGAACCGUGCAAAGCGUGUUCAUCCUAUGCCAUUUUCUGAUACCGCUUCAUCGGUUUCUUUGCCACCUCGCCCCAUGGAUCCUAAGAAAGAUUUGGCAGUUUAUGGGUAUGGAACAGUUGCGUGGAAAGAUAGAAUGGAAGAAUGGAGGAAAAGGCAAAAUGAUAAACUCCAAAUGGUAAAGCAUGAUGGUGGCGGUGGUGGUCAUGAUGAUGGAGAAGUUGAUGAUCCUGAUAUGCCCAAGAUGGAUGAGGGAAGGCAACCACUUUCAAGAAAGUUACCUAUAUCUUCAAGCAAGAUAAAUCCAUAUCGUAUGGUCAUAUUGAUUCGUAUGGCGAUUCUCGGACUCUUCUUUCACUAUAGAAUUUUGCACCCUGUUAACGAUGCAUACGCCUUGUGGCUCAUAUCAGUUAUAUGUGAGAUAUGGUUUGCUGUAUCAUGGAUUUUUGACCAAUUCCCAAAAUGGUUUCCAAUUGAGCGUGAAACUUACCUUGAUCGAUUGUCACUCAGGUAUGAGAAAGAGGGGAAGCCUUCUGAAUUGGCACCUAUAGAUGUCUAUGUGAGUACGGUGGAUCCAUUGAAAGAGCCCCCACUAAUUACCGCCAAUACGGUGUUAUCUAUUCUUGCGGUUGAUUAUCCCGUGGAUAAAGUUGCUUGCUAUGUCUCUGAUGAUGGUGCUGCCAUGCUUACAUUCGAAGCUCUAUCAGAAACAUCUGAAUUUGCAAGAAAGUGGGUUCCAUUUUGCAAAAAGUUUAACAUUGAACCACGUGCUCCUGAGUGGUAUUUUUCAGAAAAGGUCGAUUAUCUUAAAGAUAAAGUACACCCGUCAUUUGUUCGGGAACGCCGUGCUAUGAAGAGGGAGUACGAAGACUUUAAGGUUAGAAUAAAUGGGCUUGUGACCAUGGCACAAAAGGUUCCAGAAGAGGGAUGGACGAUGCAGGAUGGUACUCCUUGGCCAGGAAAUGACGUUAGGGAUCAUCCUGGAAUGAUUCAGGUUUUCCUUGGGAACAAUGGUGUCCAUGACAUAGAAGGAAAUGAGUUACCACGUCUUGUUUAUGUUUCUCGAGAAAAGAGGCCUGGAUUUGAUCACCACAAAAAAGCUGGUGCCAUGAAUGCCUUGAUUCGAGUUUCAGCUGUUAUUUCAAACGCACCUUAUAUGCUCAAUGUCGAUUGUGAUCACUACAUAAACAACAGUAAAGCACUGCGAGAAGCUAUGUGCUUCAUGAUGGACCCUACAUCUGGAAAGAAAAUUUGUUAUGUUCAAUUUCCUCAAAGAUUUGAUGGUAUUGAUCGUCAUGAUAGAUACUCAAAUCGCAAUGUGGUGUUCUUCGAUAUUAAUAUGAAAGGGCUUGAUGGAAUUCAAGGGCCGAUAUACGUUGGAACUGGGUGCGUGUUUAGGAGACAAGCAUUGUAUGGAUAUGAUGCUCCAACCAAGAAGAAAGCCCCUGGGAAAACAUGCAAUUGCUUGCCCAAAUGGUUUUGUUGUUGUUUGUCUUCGAGAAAGAAGAAAGGCAAGGGAAAGUCAAAGGAGAAGUCGUCAAAGAAGAGCAAGAAGAACAAGGAUGCACAGACACAAAUACAUGCAUUGGAGAAUAUUGAAGAGGGAAUAGAAGGAAUAGAUAGUGAGAAGUCAUCACUCAUGCCUCAAAUCAAGUUUGAGAAAAAGUUUGGCCAGUCUCCAGUUUUCAUCGCUUCAACACUUUUGGAAGAUGGCGGUGUUCCCCCUGGAGCAACCUCUGCUUCACUCUUGAAAGAAGCCAUCCAUGUGAUAAGCUGUGGUUAUGAAGAUAAAACUGAAUGGGGAAAAGAGGUUGGCUGGAUUUAUGGUUCGGUCACUGAGGAUAUUUUAACAGGAUUUAAAAUGCAUUGUCACGGUUGGAGGUCCGUGUAUUGCAUUCCAAAGAGGCCCGCUUUUAAGGGUUCAGCUCCCAUUAAUCUUUCAGACCGUCUUCACCAAGUUCUUAGGUGGGCCCUCGGGUCUGUUGAAAUCUUGUUGAGUCGACAUUGUCCAAUCUGGUAUGGUUAUGGAUGUGGGUUGAAGCCAUUGGAAAGGUUUUCAUAUAUAAAUUCUGUCGUCUACCCGUUGACAUCAGUUCCAUUGGUUGCAUAUUGUACUCUUCCAGCCGUGUGUCUACUCACUGGGAAGUUUAUUGUUCCCGAGAUAAGCAAUUAUGCUAGCAUCCUCUUCAUGCUCAUGUUUUUGUCCAUUGCCGUAACAAGUAUUUUAGAAAUCCAAUGGGGAAAGGUUGGCAUAGAUGACUUGUGGAGAAACGAGCAGUUUUGGGUUAUAGGUGGUGUCUCAGCUCAUCUUUUCGCCCUUUUCCAAGGUCUCCUAAAAGUGUUAGCCGGAGUCAACACAAACUUCACGGUUACAUCAAAAGGAGGAGACGAUGGAGAAUUUUCGGAACUCUAUCUUUUCAAAUGGACCACCAUCUUGAUCCCUCCAUUGACCCUCUUGAUCUUCAACAUUAUCGGUGUAGUUGUAGGCAUUUCAGAUGCCAUUAGCAAUGGUUACGAAACAUGGGGCCCACUUUUCGGUCGAUUGUUCUUUGCAAUAUGGGUGAUCUUACAUCUUUACCCUUUCCUCAAAGGUAUGAUGGGAAAACAAAGCAACGUUCCAACUAUCCUCAUUGUGUGGUCGAUCCUCUUGGCCUCAAUCUUGUCACUUUUAUGGGUGCGUAUCAACCCGUUCUUAGACAGAGGUGGAAUUGUGUUAGAAGUUUGCGGGUUGGACUGUGACUAAAGAGGAUGAUUAUACAGAAAUGAAGAAUAGAGAGGCACGCUAUGUUACAGGACAGAUUCUUGAAAUAUUUAUCAGUGAAUGUGUGUAGAUAAAAAAAAAAAGGGGUUGGGACCUGAUACAUUUGAAGAUUGAUUUUGCAAAGUCUUUUUUUCUCUUUUUUUUUUUGUUUUUAAAUCUUUUCAUUGAUUCUUUUAAAUUUGGGUAAUUUUUGUGGGUUGUGAGGGAUAGACUUCAAGAAAUAGAUGAAUCUGUCUGUAAUCCCAGGGAGAACAUAAAGUUUAGUAAUUUCGUAUAAUUUAAUAUUUUUCUUUCAGAAUAA
Molecule: messenger RNA, 3890 nt
Organism: Erigeron canadensis
Lineage: Eukaryota; Viridiplantae; Streptophyta; Magnoliopsida; Asterales; Asteraceae
Product: cellulose synthase A catalytic subunit 5 [UDP-forming]-like
Exons: 14
Coding region: 284-3571 (1095 amino acids)
Biological process (GO): plant-type primary cell wall biogenesis; cellulose biosynthetic process
Cellular component (GO): plasma membrane; trans-Golgi network
Molecular function (GO): cellulose synthase (UDP-forming) activity
Source: RefSeq, a predicted model, not a curated record